AUGAGCGAGGAGUUGGAUGAUUAUAUGUCGGAUGACUUCCUGACAGGAGCAAAAGAUGUAAAACCAGGUCAUAGCAUGAGUGCAAAGUUCAGUGCAUCGAAGCAUCUAUUUCCAGAAAAGGCCCUCCGCGAAGAGGCAUUGAGUAAGCCGGUUCCGGAAACAUCCAAGGGUUUUGCGCUCCUGGCUAAAAUGGGAUUUAAACCGGGAAUGAGCCUGGGAAAAAAGAAAGACGAGAACGAUCUCGGAUCUGGUAUUACGGAGCCUAUUCCUGUCGAAGUGAAGGCUACGAGAACGGGAUUAGGGCAUGCUAAUGAGCAGGAGAAGCAAGCAAAAUUGAGGAUUCAACAAGAAAUGGAACGCAUGAAGCGGCGAGCAGAGCAACACGCUGAACUGACUGAAGAAUACAAGAAGAGGAAACGGGAAAUGUCUAAUACAAAGGAUCUGAUUAAAGAUAUCGUAUCUAGUAGGAAAAUAUGCGUUGAGCUGGACUUGAGAUUCUACUACGCAAACGGAAAGGAGGCUCCUGAGGAGGAGAGAUACGACGAAUUGCCAGAUGAAAUUCUCCAUGAAAAGCUGAUCCGCAUAACUCGCUAUCUCCGCUAUACACACCGCUAUUGCAUUUGGUGUGGUUGUCAAUUUGAGAAUUCUGAUGAGCUCGAUAGCUAUUGCCCUGGACAGGAUCGACAAGCUCACGAUUCCAUUGACGAGUGA
This is a messenger RNA of Haemonchus placei, 711 nucleotides long. The record is from the annotation of a GenBank genome assembly. NCBI's taxonomy places the organism in Eukaryota, Metazoa, Nematoda, Chromadorea, Rhabditida, Trichostrongylidae.